Fibroporia radiculosa is the source of this 1143-nucleotide messenger RNA. RefSeq lists its product as uncharacterized. The transcript is spliced from 3 exons. Bases 1 to 1143 code for a protein of 380 amino acids. The record is from RefSeq and is a predicted model, not a curated record. Lineage: Eukaryota; Fungi; Basidiomycota; Agaricomycetes; Polyporales; Fibroporiaceae.
AUGUCCUCUCGUCGGUACAAUACAGUACAUGACCAUGCAGCUCUUCGUCUACACCCGGACGGUACUCGUGUCAAGAACGCUGAUGUAAAUCAAAUUUCACGCAGAGGCAAAUACUCUGUCCGCGAUGUGAGAGGCAAUUGGAUUGCACAGGACGCGGGGGGUCUUGGAAGGGUAAAGUUGCGACGGUCCAUAGCUCACUUGGACCAUGCGGACGACAGUCAUGAGGGCGAGACACAUGAUCUGGCUGGGGCUGGGUUGACACAGGGCGAAGACAAGGAAGACACCACAAGAGACGGUGGCGAUGACACCCUAAGAGAUCGUCGGGCGAAGAAACGACGCAGAUUUUAUUCAGAUUGGACUUUUUUAGAGACACCUGGUGGGAGUACAAGCAGUACGACGCCCGCCUCAGCGCCCGCUGGGCAAUCAUCCGUGAUCCAAGACCAUGUCAUUCACGAAGAACUGCUAAAGCCCCCAUCCGACCUGCUGAAAUACAUCCACUAUUUUGCAAGCGCAUACUAUGAUGCCAUGGGACAGCUUCGCGAUGUCACCAAAGAUGUACAACAAAGGAAGAUGGCAAGAAAGUUGGCUAGACUGCAGGCCGGCGGAGAAGAGCAGUCCCAAUCGGAACAGAAUAUAGAGACAACGCAUAGACGAUUAAAUAACGACGAUGUGCAACAUGACACAACUGAUGAGGAAAGCAGCUCUAGCGAGGAUGAAUCGGACACAUACGAUGAUCACCAGUCUCGAAAUCAAUCCCGGUUGCAGCGCAACGACAAACCGAAUAUGUAUAAGGCGUUUGACGGUUCAGCUCUUAUGACAAUUGGCAUGCUUGUGCAGGAACAUAUUCGCCAAUUGUUGCAGCCGUCCAUUCCAGAUAAAUGGGAAGUGGACACGGCGGCAUUGGAAGGAGCGAAGGCACUUAAUGGCCGUGCAAAUGGUCGGCGCCGUCGAAAACCAAAGGGAUUAUUCGGUUCCGAUGAAGACACAGCUGAGGAUGGAGAUACCAGUGACGAAGAUAACGAGGGAUUUGAGAACGUCCAUAUUGAAGGAAUCGGAAGGGAAACCAGAGGUGUCGACCUCCCACAGUUCGAGAUACCAUACGAGGACAAUAAUUCGGAGGACGAGGACUACACACCCGAUUAG